AUGGCGGAUGAUUUCAGCCUCGCAAGGGAGGGGUCGCAAGAUGUUGCGAUGGCGGAUGCCGACUCAGGCACAAUGGCUGGUAACGGGGCCAACGGCGAUGCAGGUAUCCUAAGGUCGGUUGAGCAACCAUCUGGUUCUCACAACUCGUUCUCAUUCGAGAUCAAACCAGACCCAGAUUCUGCGAGCAAACCGCCUUCGUCUUCACCCUUGUCCGCCAAAAUGGCGAAACCCGUGCUGAAGAAGGGGACAGCGUCCACCAAGAAGAAGCCAAAGUCCGCCAAGUCGAAGUCUUCGAAGAAAGACUCUGCAACUGGGAAUGGCCUGGCUGAUGGCAACGACAGCUCAGAUGGCGAUGAGAUCGACAACGGCCCUUAUUGCCUUUGCCGCGGCCCCGACGACCACAGAUGGAUGAUAAGUUGCGACGCCUGUGAGGAUUGGUUCCAUGGAGAGUGCAUAAAUAUCGAUAAGGAGCUAGGGGAAAAGCUCAUUGAGCGUUUUGUUUGUCCUAACUGCACGGAUGGAAAACUAAACUACACCAAAUACAAAAAGACGUGUUCGCUGGCCGGCUGCACGAACCCGGCUCGCCUCUACAGCAUGAAAGAUAGGUCGGUCUUCUGCUGCAACGAACAUUGCGAUGCCUGGUGGUCAUCCAUGAUCGGAUCUUUACCCACGAAGUCAGCCUCGAAAAAGGCGCUGGAGGUCUUAACCCAAGAAGACUUUAUGGGUCUCCUCGCCUCUACUGCCGAUCAAGGGGGUUGGAAGAUAGGCGAUAAGCCCUUUGGCAAUCUAGAGGGUCUCUGGGCAAAUGGCCUGCCAACUCGUCCUGAUGUUCUCAGCGAAGUAGAGCAGGCGUUCUUGCAAGGCUCUGCUGCUGAGCGUCUUGCACUCGGCAACGAGAUCGUGCAAUAUAAGAAGAUGAUGCAAAUGCUGGACUGGGCUUCUCAGCGUCGUCAGAGUGCUAUAGAGGCGGGCAAGUUCACCAAAGAUAGCUGUGGCUACGAUUACCGCCUCGAUGUUAUUUCUGUACGCCACGCCUUCGCUGCUUGGGUCGACUCGCCGGAGGGCCAAGCAACUUUUACGACAGGUAAACUGGACACGCCUGUAGAACCAGGCGACGGUGAACCCCUGACUCGAGGUACAUGCGAGAAGAAGCGAUGCAAAGCUCACAACGGAUGGUAUAAGAUACUCACGAGUGCGGUUCGGAACCAGGUUAAGGAGACGGCGACGGCCGCAGCUGGUAAAUUGGAGGCUGAGGAGGUUCUUCGGCAGGAGGCCGAGACACGAUUUGAAAGACGUCAACUGGAGAACAACUGGGUUGAAGUUCUCGAUUAG
Neoarthrinium moseri is the source of this 1332-nucleotide messenger RNA. RefSeq lists its product as uncharacterized. NCBI's taxonomy places the organism in Eukaryota, Fungi, Ascomycota, Sordariomycetes, Amphisphaeriales, Apiosporaceae. Gene Ontology annotation, biological process: positive regulation of DNA-templated transcription. The transcript is spliced from 2 exons. The record is from RefSeq and is a predicted model, not a curated record. Gene Ontology annotation, cellular component: Set1C/COMPASS complex. Bases 1 to 1332 code for a protein of 443 amino acids.